Thrips palmi is the source of this 1930-nucleotide messenger RNA. RefSeq names its product glycine receptor subunit alpha-4-like. Gene Ontology annotation, biological process: signal transduction; chloride transmembrane transport; chemical synaptic transmission. The transcript has 11 exons. Gene Ontology annotation, molecular function: transmembrane signaling receptor activity; neurotransmitter receptor activity; chloride channel activity. NCBI's taxonomy places the organism in Eukaryota, Metazoa, Arthropoda, Insecta, Thysanoptera, Thripidae. The record is from RefSeq and is a predicted model, not a curated record. Gene Ontology annotation, cellular component: neuron projection; synapse; membrane. Bases 99 to 1679 code for a protein of 526 amino acids.
CGGCGUCACCGACGGCGCCACCGUCCUGUCCCCCGUUCGUGUGCGCGGCGCCGCGACGGACGGGCUCGCUAUGAGAGAGAGGACUUUGUGCACUCAGGAUGCGGUGCGGCAGUCCUCUCCACUUCUUCUCGACCAUCUUGACCCUGCUCAGCGGCACCACCACGGCCACCGCCAUCACCGGGACAGUCACCGAGCACAGCCUUAGAUACACGAGCACGCUGCCGCCGAUCUUCCUGCGUUUGACAACGGCCAAGGAGCUGUACGACCUGGAGACGGACUACAACCGCAACCUUCCACCAGGAAAAGACACAGAAGUCUCGAUCUCGCUGUUCAUCAACAGGGUGUCCGGUGUCGACGAAAACAGGGAGGAGAUCUCGCUGGACCUGUUCCUGCAGGUGUACUGGGAGGACCCCCGGGUGCACAUCUGCUGCAACCACUCGGUGGCGGAGCUCACAUGGACGCAGCAGCAGCCCAAGUUCUGGGUGCCGGACCUCUACAUCCGCCAGCUCCGGGAGAUGAAGGUCCUCUCGCUGUUCCAGGAGAUGACCUCCGUGCGCCUCUACAGCAACUCAACCAUGCGCGUGUCCAUAGGUGCCACUGUCAUCAUCAAAUGCGACAUGGACUUCGUCCUGUAUCCGCUCGACAUUCAAAAGUGUGCGGUCGACUUCAGCAGCUACAAGUACACCAUGGAGGCCAUGAAGUUCAGGUGGCGGGACGACCCGCCGCUCAGCUUCCCCAGCGACUUCGGAGAUGACGGCUACCGGCUCGCCAAGUACGUCGUCUCGUUCUCCACCGAAAAGAACAUGCAAAUCAUCUUCUACGGAGAAGGAAACCACUCGACGGCGCGAAUGCUCAUCACCAUGAGCAGGGAGAUCCGGUCGCACCUGCUGGAGAGCUACCUGCCCAGCACGCUGUUCGUCAUCAUGUCCUGGGGCAGCUUCGUCGUCAUCCCCGAGAUCGUGCCGGGCCGCAUGGUGCUGCUCGUCACCACACUGCUCUCGCUCGUCACCAUGUUCGACACCGUCAGAAACAACUCGCCCAACGCGCUGGAGCUCAAGUGCAUCGAGGUGUGGCUCAUCUCGUGCACGCUGUUCGUCUUCUUCGCGCUGCUCGAGUACUUCGUGGUGCUGUUCGGCAUCCGGUACGACAAGCACUGGCGCCACAAGAAGCGCGACCUGGAGCGCCAGCAACAGCUGGAGCGCCAGCAGCAGCAACAGCAGCAGCAAAUCCAGCACAUCGCCCAGGUGUGGGCCGGCGACCGCGCCACCGUCAAGCUGCCGCCCCUGCCGCACCACCGGCGCACCGGCAGCAACUCGCCCGCCGCCAACAACAUCGGCAUGUCCUCGCUGCCCAACAACAGCGACGCGGGGCCGUCGCCCGCCGCCUCGUCCACGCCGCGCCUGCUGGGCACCAGCAAGGUGUCCCCCAACGCGGACCUGCCCCGCGCCGGCCGCCUGGACAAGCACGACGCGGGGCUGGCCGCGGAGGACAGCGCGGACUCGGACGGGCCGCGACGGCGCUUCCGCAUGGUGGCGGAGUACGUGAUCCUGUACUGCGGCAGCCAGCGGGGCAUGCUGGACCAGGUGUCCCUCGCCCUGUUCCCCUUCUGCUUCAUCCUCUUCACCACGGUGUACUGGAUCUCGUACGUGAGCGAGUCGCAGCGGCAGAGGAACAACUGACAAAUCACGGGUUCAUUCAACCAAUCAAGGUUUUUUCUAAACUAAUUUUUUAAAGUUAGACCAUGAGCUGUGCAGAGAGCAGCCCACCAGUUUCAUCUUCUCGCGGGCCUUCAUGAGCUGUCUUUUCUGAAUAUUUUGUGCAAGCCAUUUAUAGCCGACUCUGUUUUUGAUAGUGUACCUAUAUUGAUCUUAAUUUUGUGAGGGGAUUAGAAAUAACGAAUAGAAGUUUUGAUGUUAUUAUUGACCAUUUU